AUGGAAACCCCCCAAAAUUGCCCAAGGAGCAGAAAAAUGACGGUGUCUAAUUUUUUCGUUAAAAUUUUUGUUUUUACUUUAUUAAUUUGGACGCUAUGUGGUUCCAAUAGAGACAAUAUCGGUGAAGGCUAUUCUUAUGAGAGUAAGCACGGAAAAGCGUUACAUGUGGGACAUGGACGAAUAUUAACUGAAGUUGCAGGCAGUGGAAUACAUUUCGAUUACCACAAUAAAAGCGUAAAUUUGUCGAAUAGUGUGGACAACGGAAAAACUGGAAUUGGUAAUGAAGCAUCCUCUGGAAGUACGUAUCAACCGAUGGAUGAACAAGUUGCAGAAGGUGCGAAACAUCUUAGAAGCACAAUAAAUAAUGUUAAUGACACUAAAAGUAAAUCUAACAAAACAAAAAGAGAUGAUAUGCCGUUGACUCCUUUAUUUUUUGCGAAAUUGUUAUUGAACGAACCAGAAAAGGGACUUGAUAUAAUAAUGCUUUAUGCAGGAGGAUUUCUAAAAUAUGGCCGUAAUCGUUGUUGUUAA
Messenger RNA from Plasmodium fragile, 531 nucleotides. RefSeq lists its product as uncharacterized. The record is from RefSeq and is a predicted model, not a curated record. The transcript is spliced from 2 exons. The coding region runs from base 1 to 531 and encodes 176 amino acids. Lineage: Eukaryota; Apicomplexa; Aconoidasida; Haemosporida; Plasmodiidae.